Messenger RNA from Hibiscus syriacus, 3565 nucleotides. RefSeq names its product kinesin-like protein KIN-7D, mitochondrial. Lineage: Eukaryota; Viridiplantae; Streptophyta; Magnoliopsida; Malvales; Malvaceae. The record is from RefSeq and is a predicted model, not a curated record. Gene Ontology annotation, biological process: microtubule-based movement. Gene Ontology annotation, molecular function: microtubule motor activity; microtubule binding; ATP binding.
CUCCUCCUUAUUGUUUUACACUUGAUUUUGUUGAAUUUCUUACGCAUUCUCUUAAACCAGUUACUGACUCAGAGAGUUAUAGCUUAUAACUCGCUCUUUCACAGAGUCUAAAAUGGCGUCUUCUUCUAGAACAAGAAACAGGUCGCCAUUUUCACAUCAGAAAACUUCUAGUCCGUUUUCUUCUACUUCUCCAACUUCUUCGUUUGUGAGCAACAAACUAAUGCCUCGCACGUGCUCCUCGUCGGCGUCUUCGUACUUCAACUAGGGAGGCGGAUACGGUUCUCGAUCCACGACGGCAAGUCGGUCAAGGUCUGAUUCGAUGUACCAGGACUCACGCAUUUACAAUGCUAGCGCACCAGUGGCUCACGCGCCGGAGGAGAUACAAUUGGAAGCGCCGAGAUCGGGAGAUAGUAUUUCGGUUACAAUUCGAUUUCGGCCAUUGAAUGAAAGGGAAUCACAUAAAGGAGACGAGAUCGCGUGGUACGCUGACGGGGAUAGGAUUGUGAGAAAUGAGUAUAAUCCAGCUACAGCUUACGCAUUUGACAGAGUAUUCGGACCUCACGCAACUACUCAUGAGGUUUAUGAAGUAGCUGCCAAACCUGUAGUGCAAGCUGCAAUGGAAGGUGUCAACGGAACUGUUUUCGCUUAUGGUGUUACAAGUAGUGGGAAGACACACACUAUGCAUGGAGAUCAAAAUGCUCCUGGUAUUAUACCAUUGGCAAUAAAGGAUGUUUUCAGCAUUAUCCAAGAUACCGCAGGACGAGAAUUCUUACUACGUGUGUCGUAUCUUGAAAUCUACAAUGAGGUGAUAAAUGACUUACUUGAUCCAACUGGUCAGAAUUUGCGUGUCAGAGAAGAUGCCCAGGGAACGUAUGUGGAGGGUAUAAAGGAAGAAGUGGUUUUGUCUCCUGGGCAUGUUCUUUCUUUCAUUGCUGCUGGGGAAGAACAUCGUCAUGUUGGCUCAAAUAACUUCAAUCUCUUUAGUAGCCGAAGUCACACUAUAUUCACGCUGAUUAUUGAGAGUAGCGCUCAUGGUGACGAAUACGAUGGAGUGGUCUUCUCUCAACUUAAUUUGAUUGAUUUAGCUGGAUCUGAGAGUUCAAAAGGUGAGACAACUGGGAUAAGGAGGAAGGAAGGAUCUUAUAUAAACAAAAGUCUUCUGACUCUUGGAACUGUUAUUGGAAAGCUAAGUGAUGGAAAAGCAUCCCAUGUUCCAUAUAGAGACUCCAAGCUUACCCGCCUUUUGCAAUCCUCACUAAGUGGUCAUGGACAUGUUUCUCUUAUUUGCACAGUAACACCUGCAUCUAGUAAUAUGGAGGAAACACAUAAUACUCUUAAGUUCGCAAGCAGGGCAAAGAGGGUGGAAAUCUAUGCCUCGCGUAAUAAGAUUAUUGAUGAAAAAUCAUUAAUUAAGAAGUAUCAAAAGGAAAUUUCAGUCCUCAAACAAGAACUUGAUCAUCUAAGGCAGGGAAUGCUUAUUGGUGUUAAUCACGAAGAACUUUUAACCUUAAGGCAACAGUUGGAGGAAGGUCAGGUGAAAAUGCAGUCAAGAUUAGAGGAAGAAGAGGAAACCAAAGCUGCUUUAAUGAGCAGAAUCCAGAGGCUUACCAAGCUAAUACUUGUUUCUUCGAAAAAUUCCUUACCUGUUUUGAAUGAUGUACCAAGUCAUCAAAGGGGUCAUUCUGUUCAUGAGGAUGAUAAACUGGAAAUGCAAGGAGAUAGCGAGAAUCAAAAAGAUCCUCUAACUUCAAUGCUGCUUGCUUGUGAUCCAUCUUAUGAGUUUAAACACAGAAGAUCCUCCAGCAGAAGGAAUGAUGAGCUCUCACCAACAAGCAGCACCGUCACUGAGUCAACACAAGUGGGUGAACUUAUUAGUGGGACCAAGCUUCUGGCAGGUGGAAUGGCAUCAGAUCAGAUGGACCUUCUUACUGAGCAAGUUAAGGUGCUUGCUGGAGAGAUUGCUUUUACCACAAGUACCCUGAAACGCCUGUUGGACCAGUCUGUAAAUGAUCCCGAUAGCUCAGUAUCUCAGAUUCAGGAUUUAGAAAGCGAGAUUCAAGAAAAAAGGAAGCAGAUGAGGGCUUUAGAGAAACACAUCAUUGAGAGCGGGGAAGCUUCAAUUGCUAAUGCAUCAUUUGUUGAUAUGCAGCAGACAGUUAUGAAAUUGAUGACACAGUGCAAUGAAAAGAGUUUUGAGCUCGAGAUAAAAUCGGCAGAUAAUUGUAUCCUGCAAGAACAACUACAGAACAAGUGUUCUGAGAAUGAGGAAUUGCAGGCAAAGGUGAAUCUCCUGGAGCAGCGAUUGGCAUCUAUCUCUGGUGAUAAAUUAUUGUCUUCUGCACACGGAAUAUCUGCAGAGAAUGCCAAUGAGUUAAGAAAAAAGAUUCAGUCUCAGGAGAUUGAGAAUGAGAAACUAAAACUAGAACAGGUGCAACUUUCAGAGGAGAAAAGUGGGUUGUGUGUCCAAAAUCAAAAACUGGCUGAAGAAGCUUCAUAUGCGAAAGAAUUAGCCUCUGCUGCUGCUGUUGAGUUGAAGAAUUUGGCUAGUGAGGUGACCAGGCUUUCGGUGCAGAAUGCAAAAUUGGAGAAGGAAUUAUCGGCUGCUAGAGAGUUGGCACAUUCGAGAGGCUCUUCUAAUCAAACUGUCAAUAGUGUCAAUCGCAAGUAUAACGACAGCACGAGACAUGGGAGGAAGGGGCGGCUCUCCGGUCGUUCUCAUGACAUUUCCGGAGCCGCAGGUGACGGCUUCGAAUCGUGGAAUCUCGAUCCGGAUGAUCUAAAGAUGGAGCUUCAGGCUAGGAAACAACGGGAGGCAGCUCUUGAAGCAGCACUAACCGAGAAGGAAAUCAUAGCAAACGAAUAUAGGAAAAAAGUCGAAGAAGCAAAGAAGAGAGAAGAAGCUCUGGAGAACGACUUGGCUAACAUGUGGGUGCUUGUCUCGAAGUUGAAGAAAGAGGGAUCCGAUACUCCCGAGAGUAACGCAGUCGAGCAGCAUAGUAAUGGUAUCGACAAUGUCGUCUAUGAUCCAAAGGCAAACAACAUUGAGAAUAACAAUAUCCUCAACGAGAGCCAAGUUUCAGAAGUGUCAUUGGAACCAGCUAAUGGAACGCCUCAGGAAGAACCCCUCGUAGUUCGCCUGAAGGCACGAAUGCAAGAGAUGAAGGAAAAAGAGCUCAAAUCGUUGGAGAUGGAGAUGCACUUGUGUAAAGUAUGUUUCAAAUCACCAAAUGCAGCAAUUCUUCUCCCUUGUCGGCAUUUUUGUUUGUGCAAAUCAUGUUCCCUUGCCUGUUCCGAGUGUCCAAUCUGUCGUACAAAGAUUGCGGGUAGGCAUUUUGCAUUCACUUCUUGACGCAGCUACUCAUACCCUACUAAUGAAGGGUUUCGUGACGAUAUAUGUGUAAUAUAACUACAUAAGCAAGUGGGUAAUUCUUUCAUUAAUUUGUCCGUAACUGUUUGAAAAGGUAUGUCUGUAGUUUGUUUGUUUUCUACCUCACCGAGGACUGCAAAAACAAGAGAUUAAAAGGCUAAAAAGGGUUCCCCCCCCCCCCCCUUUAAAGGGUAAAAC